Molecule: messenger RNA, 1635 nt
Organism: Spodoptera exigua (beet armyworm)
Lineage: Eukaryota; Metazoa; Arthropoda; Insecta; Lepidoptera; Noctuidae
Source: the annotation of a GenBank genome assembly
ACUUCCUACUAGAGAAGUAUGAAUGCCAACGCUUUAUUCGUUGAAUGAGCUGUUUUUGUGUAUUGAUCUGUUUAAAGAAUCAAGGACGCGUUGGACAGUAAUUUAAUUGAAGGACGUUAAUUUAAAUAAACGGUGUGAUAAAAUUACAACUUUGAAAAUAGUGGUCGGACUAUUCGGGGUGCAGAAGUCACAAUUACAGAUAAUUUGAACCAAAGAUAGGCGCAACACCACAGCCAUGGCUUUCGCCGGUCUAAAAAAGCAAAUCAACAAGGCCAAUCAGUAUGUCACAGAAAAGAUGGGAGGUGCCGAGGGCACAAAAUUGGAUUUGGACUUUGUGGAGAUGGAAAGAAAAACAGACGUCACUUGCGAGUUAGUGGAAGAGUUACAAACAAAAACGAAAGAGUUCCUGCAGCCGAACCCCACGGCUCGUGCAAAGAUGGCGGCCGUGAAGGGCAUCAGCAAACUGAGCGGGCAAGCUAAGAGCAACACCUACCCCCAGCCAGAGGGCGUGCUAGGCGACUGCAUGCUACUCUACGGCAAGAAACUUGGGGAGGACACCGUCUUCUCAAAUUGUCUCAUCGAGAUGGGCGAGGCUCUGAAGCAAAUGGCCGACGUAAAGUAUUCUCUGGACGACAACAUCAAGCAAAACUUCUUGGAACCUCUUCAUCAUUUGCAGACCAAAGAUCUUAAGGAAGUCAUGCAUCACCGAAAGAAACUACAGGGACGCCGGUUGGACUUCGACUGCAAACGACGAAGACAGGCGAAAGGAGCUCAUAUUGCAGACGAUGAAAUACGACAGGCCGAAGAGAAGUUUGCUGAGUCGCUACAACUGGCCCAGAUCGGCAUGUUCAACCUUCUUGAUAAUGACGUGGAGCAGGUCGCACAGCUCACGUUCUUCGCAGAGAGCCUACUCGAGUACCACCAACAAUGCACGGAGAUCCUCAAAGGACUCGUAUCUACGCUUAUGGAAAAGAAAGAGGAAGCGGUGAACCGUCCCAAGAUGGAGUUCGUACCUAAGACCCUAGCAGACCUGCACAUCGAGGGCAUCCACGACUUGAACAAUGGUAGGCGGUACGGUUCCACCCAGAGUUUGUCCCGUCCCCGCCAACAUAUCCCCCCUUCCUCCUCUGUCGGCGACCUCAGCACCACUGAUCCUUUCAAGGCUUGGGAAGCACCCUCACCCGUCAGAACCCAAGUUAGGCCAGCGCCAGGGUUCAAACCGCACCCAGCCCCACGGAAUCAGUUCAAUGGAAGGGACCCCUGGACAGGUGACUUCAGUUUUAUUUGCCGGGUUAUUUAUGUUUGGUUUUGGUUGUGGAUUGCGGGUCAUGGUGGCGGUACGUGGUGGAAGGCAGUCCAUGGUCGAAAUCUGACUUGCACAUAACACAUUUCAUUGAGGACAUUACGCACGCUUGGGGCACAUGGCGACGUACCUCGGCACUUUACUGCGACGGACUAAUAAUACACUAUAUCACUCAUAACUAACCGCAGCGUACAUAAAGUCGCGAAUCUCUGGGAAGAGAAAUCGUAAAAUGUGGGUAAUUUAGGAUUUGGCACCGCUCUGUGCGAUAUAUCAUACAGCUGUCAAGGUGACUGCAUUCAUUUUAGAAACAAAUUAAUAAAACGUUUAGUUAG